GGCGUUAUCUAUAGGUAAAUCAGUUAGUGUUAACAUGGUAACUGUAGCUUCUUUUACUACCAGGAAGAUGGAAAUAUCUUAAAGCACGUGAAUUAAUAUUUGCACACAAGAGAAGGAUGUGUCGGACUUUCGUCUAAUGAAAAUAAGUAAAACUUAUCAAUAACACUGCUCAAAACCUUCAUUUUUGAAACAAACAAAAAACAAAACAUAUCAUCAAAUCAUUAACACCUCAACGGAAUUUAUUGUUUUAGAUCACAGAAAAUGAAUAUGUUUUUGUUAGGAAUUGUAAUGAUUAUGACGUGUAACUGUCACAUACCUGGAGGUAAGAGUGAAGAGUCUAGCCAGGAGCCAAGAUGUUACUCCAGAUUUGAUUAUGAUUACAAGCUACUGGAAAAACUGACAAAGCUGGAAGAGAGACAAGAAACGAUGGAAGAUCUGUUGAACAGCCAGAGUGACCUUAUAAACGAACUGAAAGAGAAACUUAGAGUAUCCAUGUUGCCCCACUGGGGAGACUGGAGCGCCUGGAGUGACUGCUAUAUGAACUGUACGGGAAAAACCGGAGGACGUGUACAGACUAGAUCAAGGGAAACCAUUGCACAUUCUCCAACGAAAGGACCACAGCAAGAGGCGGAAGAACGACCAUGUAAUGCCGUACAAUUUGCAGGCUGUAUCAAAAGCUAUGGAACGGAUGAUAAUUUUGGCGUGACCUAUGACUUUGCUGAUCAGAUUGCGGUAUCUACUUGCACAACGCUUCUGUCGGGAAUUAACUACGUGUAUGCAAUUAGACGAAAAUGCUCUGCUCUUUCUGUCUCGUGUGUAGAAACGUGCAAACAUGUUGGAAAAACAUGUUUCAAUUCGCUACAUGUUCAUCGGGGUUCCACGAUCUUGCCGAGGGAUAAAGAUGGCGCUCUGGGAUUGUAUUUGUACAAGUACAACAGCUGUUCAAGGAAUUACUGCGGUCCUAACUUCUGCUGCUGUCACGAUUAGUAUGAUGUUGUCCUGUGUAGAUACUGACUGUAAAUAAACAUACACGCUGGACACUGCGGAAAUAUUUUACUAUUGUACACACUGUUUGUGUAUGUGAGCUAAAUAGAUAUUAUACAAAAUGCUUGUUUCAUUCUUGAUAAUCUCGAAUAACUUACAGACAAAACAGUAUGAUAACUAAUGUCAGGUUGAUUAUUUGGAGUAUUGCCUUGCGACGGUCAGUAACGUUACCUUUGUAAAGGGAACUAGAGCUUAAAACCUGACAUGCCGGCCUCACAGGUAUCCUAAAUGUAACGUGGAAAUCGAAACAAAACAUUAAGCAUUUUCGCAUGCAAGAUAUGUGUUGGUUCAGUCUGCGAGCUUUUUUUGAUGUAAUAUUUGUUGUAAAUUAGUGAAAUUUUAAAAACUUUUUCGGAUCUCUUGAUAGAUCAAACCUUUAACGCCUGUCAUCUAAUUUUAUUUUUAAAGUUGGUAAGCCGAUCUUUAACUUUACAACUGUUUUUUUAUUUUGUAAACUCCUAUUGUUAUGACUACGUUUGAAGCUUUAAUAUACAAAAAGUAAUACAGAGUUUGCAAAUUCUCAUAAUUUCGGAUUGCGAACUAGGGUAUGAAAGUAACAGGCGAGGAUUAGAUCAAACCUUUGUCGCCUGUCAUCUAAUUUUAUUUUUAAAGUUGGUAAGCCGAUAUUUAACUUUACAACUGUUUAUUUAUUUUGUAAAAUCCUAUUGUUAUGUUACGUUUGAAGCUUUAAUAUACAAAAAGUAAUAUAGAGUUUAAAUAUUCUGGGAACUAGGGUAUGAAAGUAGCAGGAGAGGAUUAGAUUGACAGAAUGGAUGCGAAUGUGACUUUUUCCAAGGGUGUUAAUAAAAUGUACAACACCCCUCACGCCCCCUAGCAACAGCUUAAACGGAGCUCUAUUAUACAAAUAUUAAAUGAACUUGUACGGCUAAAUUGUAUGUAAAGUGUAAUCAUAAAUGUUCUAAACUUGGGCACAUUACACGUUUAUUGAAAAAAAGAAUAAAGUCCUACUCGAACGCUUAUUCGUGCAAGUACCACCUCUCUGAUCUAAAAUUACUUACACAAGAAAUACAUACAAGUCCACCUUGUCGACUCCAUGGAAUUGAUAUUGCAGGGCUAUAUUUGCACGGACGUGAUCGAAUAUAUUGUCAAUGAGUCAAACAACUUAAAUAUAUAGGACGUUUUUAUAUAAUGUAUAAUUAUCAUUCAUUUACAUUAUUUAUGAUGUGACGUUAUUUCUGAUUAUGUGAAAUAGCAUUAUUGAUUUCAUGCAGUUUCAGUACUAAGAUAUUGAACUCAUUCAUUAAAGGUGACAAAAUUUAAGUACAUUUGAACUGUUCAGUAAUAAAACUACGUUAAUAACAUAUGAGCCCGACGUGCGAUUUUGGGUCUUUGAACAAAAUGUUGACAUUUGAAGCUUUUACUGAAUCUGUAUAAUAAGUCUUAACUUAGAUCAAUAGUCAUUGUUUCAUGAAUUUUGAUCCGUUAUUAAUAGAUAUAUAGAUCUAUAGAGAUUUUCGUUGCAACCCGUUUCUGAAAUCUGAAAAUGUUUGACGUUGUUUUGCGCCUGUAAUGAACGUUGUUCUUAAUUUUAAGAUGUUAAAUUAUGACAAAAAGAUUGUAUACUUACAUAGCAUAACCAUAAUAGAUAUCAGAUAUAUAAUUUGAUUUAAUGUUUGAUAUAACUGCAACUUCUAAAUUUAAUUGUUUAAAAACAAACUUGUGAUACAUGUACCUUUCGACAGUCCAACAGGCCAUCCUUAAAAUGUGUAUUUUUGCCACUUCUGACCAAGUAUUUCGAGGUAAUUAAAAAUCUACAGUUUUUUAGAACAUCAAACUACAACACAGUGUAACUUCCUUGAUAGACAAUAUUUCGCACGGAUGUAGAUGCUUUAACAAGCGUUGCCAAGCGUAUCGCCAUUUUUCGGGCACAUGUUUUUGCAUUUCUCCGAAUACGCACAAGGACUGUCCACAAUUCAUAUAUAUUUACACGGUUGUAGGCCUAAUCUUUCGACCUAAUCUUUAGACUGACAAGUGUGCGGGACUAUAACGUUUUCUAUGAGACAUAUAAUUCAAAUCGCAUUAAGUAACAUUUAACUUCUAUGCACACGAAGAUGAAACAUCUAAAACAUCUGAUAUUUUUUAUUAAUUCAUGAAGUAAGAUUUAUAUUAAAAUACUGCAUUCAGUUGAAGGGCGUUACUGUAAACUAAUUACAUGUACAACAUUAGGUUUCUACAAAACAUAUACUUUGUAAAACAUACAGAAAAAUAACCUGACAGUUAUGUUCAGUCAUCGGGCGCUUAUUAUCCCAAACUGAAAAAUAUGUCUUCUGACGCUGAAAAAAAAAACUGAUAUUAUUUGACAUGAUUUAAUAACAAUUAACCGGGUUCGAACCCUUUUGUUUAGUUUGCCUUGUUGGUUUACGAUGCUCUGCUCAUCGAUGCAUACACAUCUGAAGGAUUCAUUUUUGACUGCGUUCAUGAAACGUUAUUAUUCCUGUGUAUAUUUGUCUUUGCUUUUCAGUACAAAUUCCCUACUAAUUGUAAACGGUACUUGAAUGAAGAAGUUUGUAAAACAAAAUAACAUGUUCUUUGUUCUGUUUUCGUUUUACCAAUAAAUCAAAGUUACUUUUA
Mercenaria mercenaria is the source of this 3636-nucleotide messenger RNA. RefSeq lists its product as uncharacterized. The record is from RefSeq and is a predicted model, not a curated record. The transcript has 5 exons. The coding region runs from base 262 to 987 and encodes 241 amino acids. Lineage: Eukaryota; Metazoa; Mollusca; Bivalvia; Venerida; Veneridae.